CGUACCCUUCCCAUACUACUACAACCACAAUCCAGGCGACAAGGCCGCAUUUUCGAGGAACUUUUCUGGAAGUUUCCGACGCCGUCGGCCUACCAGUUCCAUUUCCGGACGUUUUCCUAGCAUUUCCUCGUCGUUUCCUCGCAGGAGGAGGUUUCCGCGCCGUCCGCAGCCAUGAACUCCGCCCCUGAGAGCGGAAAUCCGCACGUGUUCUUGGACGUCAAGAUCGGGGAGGAGAAUGUUGGGAGGAUAGUGUUGGAGCUAUUUGCCGAUAAAUGUCCUCGCACUGCGGAAAACUUCAGGACAUUAUGCACGGGCGAGAAGGGCAUGGGUUCGAAAGGCUACCCUCUACAUUUUAAAGGAUCCACAUUUCACCGAAUUAUCGAGAACUUCAUGGUCCAAGGAGGUGACUUUACCAACCAUGACGGAACAGGUGGUGAAAGCAUAUACGGCGAAAGGUUUGACGACGAAAACCUGGAACUGAAACACACCUCAGACGGUAUUCUGUCCAUGGCCAAUGCAGGCCCGAAUACCAAUGGCUCGCAGUUCUUCAUCACGUUGGACGCCACUCCUCACCUCAACGGGAAACACGUCGUCUUCGGGAAGGUUGUCAAAGGGAUGGGAGUUGUGAGAGCGCUCGAGAAGGUUAAGACGGAUGGGGAUAAACCAGUCGAGAAAUGCGAAAUCUACGACUGCGGUCAGUUCGAGCCUGGGCAGUCGUUUGGCAUCAUGGAUGACGAUGGUACCUGCGACAUUUACCCCCAGUACCCGGAGGAUUCGGAUCUCGACUUCGGCAAUAUGGCUUUGGACCAGUUACUCAAAGCUGUUAGCGACAUAAAAGACGCUGGCAACAUGGUCUUCAAGAAACAGGACUACAACACUGCCAUCAACAAAUAUCGAAAAAGUCUCUUGUACAUUAAUAGGAUUAGAGGGAGGGAGGAAGAACUGAGUGAGGAAGACGAGAAGGCUAUCAACACCCUUGCUGUCUCAUGCCUUUUGAAUCAUGCGCUGUGCUGUACGAAGCUCAGUAUUUUCAACAAAAGUAUCCAGGAUUGCAGCGAAGCAAUAGAGAUGGACGAAUCCAAUGCAAAGGCGUACUUCCGUCGGGGGCAAGCGUACCACCUCGUCAAAGACCUGGACAUGGCCAGGAAGGAUCUCGAGAAAGCUCGGCAGCUGGAACCGGAGGACAAAGGAAUCGCAAAGGAACUCGCCGUAGUCAUAAACAAAAUCAAAGCAGAACGAGACAAGGAGAAAAAGGCCUAUGCCAAGCUGUUCCAGUGAAACCUUUCCAUUAGGGACUGAAGUGCCAGUGUUUUUCUGAGUUCCGUAGGACUUUUCCAUGUUUGUAUGUCACAGAAGUGCCAGUGUUCUUGAUUUCCGGUUUUCUCUUGAGACGCUAAGGACCUUUUCAUUUUUAUACGGGACCUCACUAUGCUAAGUUCUCUGAGAUGCUAAUAAAGUCAUAAAAUUAAAUAUA
Messenger RNA from Macrobrachium nipponense, 1474 nucleotides. Its product is annotated as peptidyl-prolyl cis-trans isomerase D-like. The record is from RefSeq and is a predicted model, not a curated record. NCBI's taxonomy places the organism in Eukaryota, Metazoa, Arthropoda, Malacostraca, Decapoda, Palaemonidae. Gene Ontology annotation, molecular function: peptidyl-prolyl cis-trans isomerase activity; protein binding. Bases 172 to 1278 code for a protein of 368 amino acids. Gene Ontology annotation, biological process: protein peptidyl-prolyl isomerization; protein folding. The transcript has 7 exons.